This is a messenger RNA of Urocitellus parryii (Arctic ground squirrel), 2817 nucleotides long. It is a transcript of the gene Syt11, whose product is annotated as synaptotagmin 11. Gene Ontology annotation, molecular function: calcium ion binding; SNARE binding; phosphatidylserine binding. NCBI's taxonomy places the organism in Eukaryota, Metazoa, Chordata, Mammalia, Rodentia, Sciuridae. The record is from RefSeq and is a predicted model, not a curated record. Gene Ontology annotation, cellular component: axon; exocytic vesicle; plasma membrane. Gene Ontology annotation, biological process: vesicle fusion; calcium ion-regulated exocytosis of neurotransmitter.
AGGACCAGUCUGACUGCACCUGCAUCCUUGGCUCAGAGCAUCCCUGGAGCAUCUUAAGAGGAGGGCGCAGCUGGCAACCAGGGAUCGGACCGUCGCAGGGGACGUCCGCCAGAUACCUUCCCCCUCCCCUGACCGACAGCUCCACAGCGGCGACCUCGGUACUGACCAGGGGUUCCCAGAGUUGUCUGACCAUUACGAGAGCAUUUAUAGCCACAGCCUCUGAUUACGACAUGGCUGAGAUCACCAAUAUCCGACCUAGCUUUGAUGUGUCACCAGUGGUGGCCGGCCUCAUCGGGGCCUCUGUACUGGUGGUGUGUGUUUCAGUGACUGUCUUUGUCUGGACAUGCUGCCAUCAGCAGGCAGAGAAGAAGCACAAGACUCCACCAUACAAGUUUAUUCACAUGCUCAAAGGCAUCAGCAUAUACCCAGAGACCCUCAGCAACAAGAAGAAAAUCAUCAAAGUGCGGAGAGACAAAGAUGGCCCUGGGAGGGAAGGUGGACGAGGGAACCUGUUGGUGGAUGCAGCAGAGGCUGGCCUGCUGAGCCGAGACAAGGAUCCCAGGGGGCCCACCUCUGGAUCUUGUAUAGACCAAUUGCCCAUCAAAAUGGACUAUGGGGAAGAACUGAGGAGCCCCAUUACAAGCCUGACCCCUGGGGAGAGCAAAACCACCUCUCCAUCAUCUCCAGAGGAGGAUGUCAUGCUAGGAUCCCUCACCUUCUCAGUGGACUAUAACUUCCCGAAAAAAGCCCUGGUGGUGACAAUCCAGGAGGCCCAUGGGCUGCCAGUGAUGGAUGACCAGACCCAGGGCUCUGACCCCUACAUCAAAAUGACCAUCCUUCCUGACAAGCGGCAUCGGGUGAAGACCAGAGUGCUGCGGAAGACCCUGGACCCCGUGUUUGAUGAGACCUUCACCUUCUACGGAAUUCCUUACAGCCAGUUGCAGGACCUGGUGCUACAUUUCCUCGUCCUCAGCUUUGAUCGCUUCUCUCGGGAUGACGUCAUUGGGGAGGUGAUGGUGCCAUUGGCUGGGGUGGAUCCCAGCACAGGCAAGGUACAACUGACCAGGGACAUCAUCAAGAGGAACAUCCAGAAGUGCAUUAGUAGAGGGGAGCUCCAGGUGUCUCUGUCAUAUCAGCCGGUGGCACAGAGAAUGACAGUGGUGGUCCUCAAAGCCAGACACUUGCCGAAGAUGGAUAUCACCGGUCUCUCAGGUAAUCCUUACGUCAAGGUGAACGUCUACUACGGCAGAAAGCGCAUUGCCAAGAAGAAAACCCAUGUAAAGAAGUGCACUUUGAACCCCAUCUUCAAUGAGUCUUUCAUCUAUGACAUCCCAAGCGACCUCCUGCCUGACAUCAGCAUCGAGUUCCUCGUCAUCGACUUCGAUCGCACCACCAAGAACGAGGUGGUGGGGAGGCUGAUCCUGGGGGCACACAGUGUCACAAGCAGCGGUGCCGAGCACUGGAGAGAGGUUUGCGAGAGUCCCCGCAAGCCUGUAGCCAAGUGGCACAGUCUGAGCGAGUACUAAUCCUGUUCUUCUCGCCUCUAACCCUGGGGCCAGGCUGGGGAGGGACGUGGUGGGGAGAGAUGUCAGAGAAGCGGACUCAAAACCUCAUUUUAGUUGUAGAAGAAAAUUUCUUACAAAACAAACCCCCGACAAGGAACAUCCCACAUCACCACAGCCGCAGAUCAGUUCUUAAGCAAAGACGAUUUUUUUUUUUCUCCUUUGCAAGGCACUAGAAAUUCUUUUGUUUUUUUAAAUGGGGCGGGGAAAGAGAGGGAAAGACCYCUACAAGUCUAUAUAUAACACUGUAACCUUAUACUUGCAUGUCUAAUACAAACUGAAGAAAUUAGCCUAAUUGCCAAUAUCAAGUUGCAGAUUUUAAUCCAUGAAAAUUGUGUUUUGUGCCGAAUCGUAUUUGCUGAUUACCUGAAAUUGGCCUCUUUUUACUGGGCUUCUCUGGAGAGUUAGUCCUUCUCCCCACCUUGGCAGAAAACAAAUUUUUGCUCUUGUAAAGCCUCAUGUUUUCACUAUCUCCAUCUUUUCUCCCUGUUACCUCUCACGUCUCUGCUCUUUGGCUGAGACCAAGGUCCAGAGGUCUAUAGUAAGCCAAGAAACAAAGGUUGAGUGAAAAGGCAGGGUUUGCAAGAGAAGGAGUAAUUGAGCAGGGGGAUAUUUUUGCUGUUAAUCUUCCUGCUCUGAAGGGGUAGUUGGUAGUCUAUGACUCACUGGUAGCCCCAGCAAAGCACAUAAAACUCAUCGGACUUACCAGGAAGAAUUUGGAUUUACAAAACUAGACAAUUUCUUUAAAAGACUUACCAGGAAGAAUUUGGAUUUACAAAACUAGACAAUUUCUUUAAAAGGAGCUUUGGAGGCUUCAAAUUCAGCUCUAGGAGACUACCAGUGAACUCAUCCAGAUGAUUCCAAAUUUUAUUUGCAGGAAUGAGGACAAGGAGGAGAGAAAUGAGAGGACUACCAUCCCCUUUGGUAGUUAUAUCCGGUAGUGACAGCCAUUCCUUAGCUGAAUCGGGCUGGAAGUCCUCAGAGGUUGGAAGGAUUACAUUGGCCUUUGUUUUUCCAGGAAGGCUGACAUGGAGAAGAAUUAGAAUCUUCUCAGGUGACUCAGAUGUUACAAUGAAGUAACUUUUGAAAGGCCCUCAGAAAUGAUUAUUUCUCCUUGAAAUUUUCAAUAAUAGCUCUUAAAAAUAACAGUGUGGCUGAGUAGUAAUGGUAACUUGGGGUGGGCAUAGUUGGUGCCCAUCAACUCAGGAGGCAGAGGCAGGAGGAUUGCAAGUUAGAGACCAACCUGGGCAACUUA